Molecule: messenger RNA, 1161 nt
Organism: Huiozyma naganishii CBS 8797
Lineage: Eukaryota; Fungi; Ascomycota; Saccharomycetes; Saccharomycetales; Saccharomycetaceae
Product: DXO/RAI1 family decapping nuclease
Exons: 1
Coding region: 1-1161 (386 amino acids)
Biological process (GO): nuclear-transcribed mRNA catabolic process; NAD-cap decapping
Cellular component (GO): nucleus; cytosol
Molecular function (GO): mRNA 5'-diphosphatase activity
Source: RefSeq, a predicted model, not a curated record
AUGCAGUGGGGGUUAUCGUUGAGGGAGAGGGGCGACACGACUACGCUGCGGCAGCCGAGGGAGUUGGGGUGUUACUCGAGAACUGCCAGUGACGAGGUCUACGUCAACGACGACCGGAACCUGAGCUACUACUACUUCCCGGAUGAGCUGGUGGGCCGGCAAUUCAAUCUAUCGCAUGGGUUUGAGCGGUUCCAGGACCGCAACAGGACAAUCAGGGAUACGUGCUCGCUACGCGGGCUGCUCGGUGUCAUACAAGACGUGGAGGAGAAGAGAGGGAAACGACUCUCCGCAGAUAUCGUCACCUUCCGCGGGAUCAUACGCAAAGUGAUAUCUGCUGCCAUUGAACCUCCACGACGCAACGAUAGACCAUUGGAAUUGCAAGUGCUCGUCUUCGAUGGACAGGUGUUUAUCAAGGAUGUGGCAUAUCCGGAACGAGAUUCCGUGACUGUGCCCAGCUUCACUGGGUACAAGUUCGAGACGUUGACGACGAUACCGCGGCCGCUGCCCUACAUGGACAGGGAAGCGGUCGAGAGCAGGUUUGAGAAAACAGUGGGAAACGGUGACGAGUACGCCAUUGCGGUCACCACUGGGAUCGGCGCUUGCAAGAUGGUGCUCGGUGCUGAGGUCGACGGUGUGUUCGACUUCAAAGAGCACAGUGACGGCGACGCGGACGGCCCUGUACGAGCAGUCGACAACUUACAACACUACCUCGAGUUGAAGUGCACGAUGGACAUUCGGAACGAGGCGGACGCUGCUGCCUUCGAGGGCAAGAUGUUCCGUACCUGGCUGCAGUGCUUCCUCGUCGGCGUGCCACGGAUCAUCUACGGGUUCCGCAACCGACAGUACCUGCUGCAGACCGUCGAGGAGUACACAACUGCUGACAUCCCGCAGAUGGUAGGCUCGCACAACCCGCAGUUGCACAGUGCGUUCAGGGACGCGAUAAGAUGGUACGGACGGUUUACAGAGUGGCUGUUGCAGGUGAUACCGCGAGGGGACCGCCAAGCAACGACCAGAGCGUACCGGUUGGUCUCAGAUCCGCGGGUCUCCGGAAAGUUGCAACUUAUAGAAGUGCCCUCUGGGAGCGAUGAGUAUACAGAGAUGGUAAACAACGAGGAGUUCUUGAACAGCGGGUUCAAAGAGUGGCGGCGGUCACUUUGGUGA